Messenger RNA from Ficedula albicollis (Collared flycatcher), 4426 nucleotides. RefSeq names its product transcriptional regulating factor 1 (gene TRERF1). Gene Ontology annotation, cellular component: transcription regulator complex; histone deacetylase complex. Gene Ontology annotation, biological process: regulation of transcription by RNA polymerase II; negative regulation of DNA-templated transcription. Bases 478 to 3969 code for a protein of 1163 amino acids. Lineage: Eukaryota; Metazoa; Chordata; Aves; Passeriformes; Muscicapidae. The record is from RefSeq and is a predicted model, not a curated record. Gene Ontology annotation, molecular function: transcription corepressor activity. The transcript is spliced from 18 exons.
CCCCCCCCCCCCCCCCCCCCCCCGCCCGCCUGCACUUGUUGCAGACUUCGCGCCAGAUGGAAUUUCAUGACUUGCUGUGUUUUGAAUAGGACGAGGAGAUGUGUCUGAUAAGAUACGUCACUUUGAGGUCACAGAAUGAAAGCAGCAUGAAGUGUUAUGGCGAAGACAGCACAAGAAGAUACAAGAAUCUCACAGAUCCUCAAAAAUCAGGUGCUUGGCACACUGAACUUACUGAUCUGUGUAGGAUUUGUGCUGUGGUCCAUUUAUUGAAGAUGUGAAACAACAUCAAGUCUGAGAUUGGAAUUACUGACAGACUGGAGGAAAUUUCAGUCCUUGUGAUGCACAUGGACAUGCUGAAUUUUAAGUAACUCUAGCUUCUUCUCCCCUCCCCUCCCUUCCCCUCACUCAGCUAUCUCAGGGUUCAUAGAGAUUUCAAUGGUUUGUGUGCCUGUAAGUUUGGAACAGAAGUGACCAAAAAUGGGGGACCAGCAAUUGUAUAAAACUAAUCAUACUGCCAACAACAAUGAGAACUUGUACUACGAACAACACCAAAUGAACUCCCUUCCAUCUCUAAACCACAGCUAUGGGACAUCUGUUCUGGAUGCUCCUCAGGCGUCCCCCCUCUCCCCUCCAUUUCCCCAAGAUUCAAGGGACAGUAUAGCUUUGCCUGUAGGUUCAAAAAGUCUUGGGUCGAUGGAUACAUCUAGACAAACCAGUUGGACGCAUUCUGGCUCAGGAAACCACGUCGCAGCGAGGAACAGUUUGAAUAAUCAAAGCGCAAUGUGGAGCCCCCUCGGGCAGGGGGAGUCCCAUGACGGAUACCAAUAUUCUUACCCUCAACCCAGUGAAAACCGAUCGCAAAAAAUCACCAGUGGGGCCCUGCACAAAUUGGACUCCUUUACACAAGUAUUUGCUAACCAAAAUCUGAGAAUUCAAGUCAGCAACAUGGCUCAGGUCCUGCACACCGAGUCUUCGAUGGUGGAUAAUUCAGGUGACAGUGCGCUCAGGCAGCUGCUGUCCCAGAAGGCGCCGGUUGAGCAACAACCCGUAACUUCCACCGUGCAAAGAUACCAACCACUGCCACAGCAAACGCACCAGAAUUUUGCAAGCACACAGCAAAAGCAACAAAUGCAAGUCAUGCAGCACCAACAGUUGUACUACGACUACCAGCAGCACUUAUCACAGAUGCAGAUGCAUUCUGCGUUCCAGCAGGGACAGGCGCACGUUCCGCAGAUGCAGUCCCAGCAGCUGCUGCCGCAGCAGAUGCAGCACUUGCAGCAGCCUCAGUACUACGCUCAGCCCCAGCAGGGACACCAGCGCCUCUCGAUGCAGGAGAUGCAGCAGCAGCAGCCAGCUCGGCAGCAGCGGCAGUGUCCCGUGCAGAUCGCUCAGUAUUACCAAACACAGCCUGUCAUGCAGCAGUUGCAGCAGCAGCAGCAGCAGAUGCAGUUGCCGCUUCCUCCGUAUCACAGGGAACCCGAUCCAAAGACUAUGCAUGAGCCACACCAGUACUCUCAGGAUCCCGGUCAUCCUGUGCAGCUUAUCCAGCUGGGAGCAGUGCCUCAGUAUUGCUUCCAGGAUCCCCACGAACAGUACAGGCACUUGUACCCCCAGAGCUUACUGCAGCAGCAAGAUCAGCAGAAGCAAUACCUGAGCGAGAGCAGAGUGCCAUCGCUGAACUCCCACCUUGGCCUCACUCCACCAGAGACCGCCGAGGAUCCCGCGCGGCAGGAGAUCAACUCCGUAGGUAACGCUGUCCCUCAUCGAACUCUUUUGGCACCCUCGGGAGUUCAUCUGAACAGCAAAAGCUCCCAGCAAGACUCCCCCAGCACCACGUGGCCUCAGCAGGUGCAACUGUCAGAUGGCAGACUGCAGCCACUGUCCCCAGAACAAAGUGGCCAGAACAGAGAAACACUUCCUGAGAGAGCUGAUGCGAAGAACAAGCUAUUGUGUUCAAUAUGCUUGAAGGAAUUUAAGAGUUUGCCUGCUCUAAAUGGUCACAUGAGGUCCCAUGGAGGAGUAAGAGCAUCUCCUAACUUCAAACAGGAUGAAGGAGAGAAACCACCCCAGCAGCCGCUGUCUAAAGAGGUGGAUGGCCUCGCGCCCAUCGUCAUGCCAGUGUCUGUCCCUGUAAAGCUUCUGUCACCUGAGCCCAGCACGCAGCCCUCUGCCAGCACUGCCACAGUCACAGACAAGCCUGCCAGCUCUGUGUCAGAUGACGAGAUGCCCGUUCUCGUGAAGAUGACUUACUCUCCACCGUGCAGUCCAAAAGUGGCCAACCCCUGCUCAUCCUCUGAAACUAGCAAAAAACCUCAUCCAAGUGCUGUAAAAUUGGAAGAAAACUUCAAGCCGCUGCAGGACAAGAAGAAGUACCGGCACAGACCCGAACCUCUCUUCAUCCCUCCUCCUUCCUUCAACCUCAGCAUGUCCCACUCGGGUGCCACUCUGUACCAGAGCCAGCUGCGCUCUCCCCGCGUGCUGGGCGAUCACCUGCUGGAGCGGCCCCACGAGCUGCCCCCCUACACUCCACCCCCCAUGCUGAGCCCCGUCCGGCAGGGCUCGGGGCUCUUCAGCAGCGUCCUCACCUCUUCCCACAGCACAGCACACGCCCAGCUGCCGCUGACGCCGCUGACGCCCACGCCCCGGGUGCUCCUGUGUCGCUCCAAUAGUAUUGAUGGAAGUGUCAUUCCAGUGACGCCUGGGCCUGGAGAACAGACUGUUGAACCGCGAAUCAAUAUUGGGUCCAGGUUCCAGGCUGACAUUCCUGAGCUGCAGGACAGAUUGCUAAUGGAGAAAGAUGUGCACAAGGCUACUUUGGUUUGGAAACCAUGGCCAGAACUGGAGAACAAAGUCUUCCAACAAAGAGUGGAAGACCUUUUAAAUAUGAGCUGUUCCAGUGUGUUACCUGGUGGAGGAACUAACUCAGAAUACGCUUUGCACUCUCUCUUUGAAGCAAAAGGAGAUAUUAUGGUUGCUCUUGAAAAGCUGCUGUUGAGAAAGCCAGUGAGAUUGAAGUGUCAUCCUUUGUCAAAUUACCACUAUGCCGGCUCUGACAAAUGGACACAUCAAGAAAGGAGACUGUUCAAAGAGGCACUAUCCACCUACAGCAAAGAUUUCAUUUUUGUACAGAAAAUGGUUAAGUCCAAGACAGUUGCACAAUGUGUGGAAUACUACUAUACCUGGAAGAAAAUCUUGCGUUUGGGACGGAAACACAGAACGCGUUUAGAGAAGAAAAGAGAUGAGUGCUUGACAAGUGGAGAAGAGGAAGUGUUAGAGGAAGAUGAGGAGAUUGAAGAAGACAGAAAGGAAGAAAGGGAAAUGCAGAAGUCACCUGACCCACCAGCAAUCUCUCUUGUUGGACCUAUAGAUCUACCUGCCGUUCAGGGUCUUUCACUGUCCUCAUCCUCCUUCAUCUGUGAAAUGCCAAACUGUGGCGCUGUGUUCAGUUCCCGCCAAGCGCUGAACGGGCACGCUCGCAUUCACGGAGGUACGAACCAGGUGCCGAAGCCGCGCUGCGCCGUUCCCGGCACCAAGCAGAAAUCUGGUACGCAGAGCGGGUACUGCUCCAUCAAGAGCUCACCUGCCCACAGCACAACAAGCGGCGAGACCGACCCCACCACCAUCUUUCCUUGCAAGGAGUGUGGCAAGGUCUUUUUCAAAAUCAAAAGCCGCAAUGCCCAUAUGAAGACUCACAGACAACAAGAAGAACAGCAAAGGCAGAAGGCUCAGAAAGCUGCUGUGGCAGCAGAAAUGGCAGCCACUAUUGCAAGAACUACUGGGCCAGUUGGGCAUAGUUUGAUCCCCCUGGAUCACAUGAGUUUGGUUAAACACGUUGAAAAUGUGGGUGACAUUGAUGAUGAUGUUGUUCCGGAUCUGGGUGAUGUCAUGGAAGAGAAUGAAGUCAUGGAUGCUGACCUCUUACUGGAUGAUGAAGAUCCAGAUCUACUGCAGGAUGAUGCUGAGUUGUAAAUAAAGUUGUUUGAUAGACAGCUACUGAGCACACCCUGAAUGGAUCAAUCAGGAAACCUGGACUGCUUGUUUAUUCCCACUGAUUGUAAACUACCUGUUGAGAAUUAUAAUUCUUUUAUCCAGGUCUAGAAAAAAAAUCUGCUUUUUUCCCUUUUUUUUAUUAUUAAUUUGUGUCUUGGGGGAAGAAAUAAAUAAUUGGUACAAAUAUUCUUAUAAGGUGUUUUUAUCUGAGCUCUUUUUGCUGAUAAUUUCCAAGGCCACUAAUUACAGAAGUUCAUGGUUCUGCUAUCAGUUCCUACCAGAUGGUCCUGGUAGAAUCUUUAGUCUUUAACUCUUCCAAGUUUCAUUUUACCCCAAUUACAAGAAUAAAUUUCACACAGUUCUGAUGAAACUUUUUUUUUUUUUCCUAUAUUGGAUCAUUUCCAGCAUUUUCUAGAGAGUAAAUGUCAUCUCUCUU